AUAAAAAAGAAUUUGGUUCUCUGUAAUACUUUCGUAUGAAUCGGCAUUUUUUUCUUUUUUUACGUUAUUUAUAUUAGAAAUCAGACGUGAUAGGCAAUUUCUGCGGCCAAAUUCAUAUUCAGUCUACAAAAUUACGGUAGGAAACUACCUAUAAUUCUUAAACAACUUUUGACAUUCUUCAUUUUGCAAGCUUGUAUAAUUAUUAUGAUAUGUUGCAUCGAAAUUAACGCGAAUAAUUUUCUAGUCGGUAAGAUGCUAAUAAAUGUAUUAAAUAUGUUUAACGAAUGUUGGGCGUAUUCGUUAUUGCAGAAUUUGUGUAAUUAUGGCAAUACUUUUAUGCUUAUCUAUCAUUAAUAAUUGUUAUAUAUUACAUCGAGAUUAAAAUUCAACAAUUUUUUAGUCGGUAAGAUGCUGAUUGUAAAUGUAUUACGUAUGUUUGAUGAGGUAUCGAGCGUAUCUAUUAUAACAAAAUCUGUGUAAUUAUGUCAUUACUGUUGCGCUUAUCUAUAAAUCUAAUAUUAAGUGAUUUCAGGAAGAUUAGAAGAAAGCCGCAUUACACACAUGUAUAGUUUUCAAUUGCAUUUUUUAAGUUUCAGAUAUAUCUUUUAAGAAAGCCACUCGUCGUCAUAAGAGGAAAAACCGACAAAAGUGGUAAUUAUAUCUAUUAAAGGAUAUCACGCGGAUGACUUAGUAUAUAUCGUCGAGAUUAUCCUUUGAAGUAACAUUCAAGAGGUCUAGCCAGCGGUUAUUGUUUAUUAAAAAGUUAUUAAUAAGAAAAAUUUCAUAAACGCAAGUUUUCCACACAGCGUAUAUAUAAAUAUGAUAAACAAUACACGAAUAUGAGCGGAGACGGAACUCUUUUUCUACAUUUAUAUAUAUAGGUUGUCUCAAAAACUUACAUUCCAUUUAUGAAACUUCUUCUAUUAAUCAUUUUUAAUAAAUAAUGAUUACCAGGUAAAAUCUCUUGAAUAUUACAAUCUUGAUAAUAAUGAAAAAAUAAGAGUUAUCGGCAUAGUGUUUCUUAAUGUCAAUUACCAUAAUGAUCAAAAAGAAUUUAAACAAUCAUUUAGUUGAGAUUUGUUCUCAAAUGAAAUCAAAUAGUAACGAAUUUAUUUUUUAUGCGAUAACGUAUUUACGUGUAGAGGUAUUCUAUUCACAAUCAACACGAUUUCCUAGAUGGAAAUUUAAACGGCAGACCAAAGUUAGUCUCAAGCCAAAGUUUAACGUAAGAGGAGUCUUAGCCAUAGAUUUAUACUAUAUGAUAGCAUAGUCAGAUACGAUAAUGUUAAAAUAAUAUAAAUGAAGAGAAAACUAAGAAUUCACUGAUUCGAAUUAAGUACUUCCGUUUUUUAGUAAGUAGUUCCACAAUGCAGAUGGAGUUGACGCCAGAUUCAAGAGCGUGGCUGUUGCAGCAAAAGCACAAGAUAAGGCUGAGUCAUGCGCCCGAGAAGUUCGUCGACGUGACGACGCUACUCGACAAACGGUACGCGUGCGACACUUGCGGCAAGUCAUACAAAUGGAAAGAAUCUCUCUGCAAGCACCAACGCAUCGAAUGCAGGAAGCAGCCACAGUUCGUCUGCAAUGUGUGCGGCUAUCGUUUCAUGCAUAAGCACCAUCUGACAAAGCACGUCACGAGGAUCCACUUCGAUCAUUUUUUUUGAUUGAAAUGGAGGGAUGAUCGUGAAGUUGAUAUGUUGGCUUUGCUGCGUCUCGUUGAUUUACAUUCAGAACAUAACUAAUUGUAAUUGUUACGAAUUAAAAAUGUGUGUAUGUGGAUAAUGAUGAUGAUAAUGUGUGUGUGUGUGUGUGUGUGUUUGAGCGUGCGAGCAAUAGGAAGCUAAUCAAGUCAGCGUAACUAAAAUAUGCAUCAGCAAAAGCAUAUCUUUACUGUGAUUUUGGUUGCCCGAACCUUACAAGUCUUCGUUAGUCCAGCUUUGGAAGCGAUCCAUGGAAACCGGCGUAGCAGUCAAUGUGUUAAAGCGGAUCUCGAUGAGAUUCAAGCGAGUGAUAUGUAUCUUUAUCUUUCUCCAAAAGCGGCUUGAGAAUAUAUCCAACCUCAGUACGCUGGAUCGAAAGAAAACUUUUUCCCAUGUGCGAAACGCGCUGUUCUGCACUAAACUAAAUAUCUAGCCGCGCAGUCUAUGAUUGUAACAUUUGAAUUACAACAUCGUGAUUUUAUUGUAAAAGAGAAAUAAAGACACUACCAGAUAUAAUCCGUAACACCGUGGAUCAGUGGUCACAUGUUUUUCGUGUUAUUUUCAUGUGUGUAACUCGUCACCUUUCUCG
Molecule: messenger RNA, 2286 nt
Organism: Harpegnathos saltator (Jerdon's jumping ant)
Lineage: Eukaryota; Metazoa; Arthropoda; Insecta; Hymenoptera; Formicidae
Product: longitudinals lacking protein, isoforms A/B/D/L-like
Exons: 2
Coding region: 1368-1661 (97 amino acids)
Source: RefSeq, a predicted model, not a curated record